This is a messenger RNA of Aspergillus puulaauensis, 792 nucleotides long. RefSeq lists its product as uncharacterized. Bases 1 to 792 code for a protein of 263 amino acids. NCBI's taxonomy places the organism in Eukaryota, Fungi, Ascomycota, Eurotiomycetes, Eurotiales, Aspergillaceae. The record is from RefSeq and is a predicted model, not a curated record. The transcript has 2 exons.
AUGUCUAGUGAAGAACUCCCCCCCGUUGCCGCCACGGAGGUAGCAGAUUUUGGAGACGAAGUCCAGGACGAUGCGGGUUUGUGCGCAAUCAUGGCCUUUGCAGCCCAGAGUAUGGACAAUGCCGGUGCUUUCAACGUACUUUCAGGCUGGCCGGCUGUUUCCAUCCUGUGCAACGAGCCUCUAUUCCCAGAUAUGGGCUUUCUCGUGUCAGACGACCAGAUCCAGCAAGCGAUUGACGCACUUGAUGCUAACCUGGGAUACCCUCGCUGCGUCAACCCCAGGUGCCCGGCCUUCAGUGAGGAUCGAUAUCCCGACGACCCGCUCUCUGAUCCUGUGCGAUUUCAGGCGGUUGGAGCUGCCCAUUUCCACAUCGGCCCAUCACGGUUUCCGCUGGCUCUCUAUCCAAUGUCCCAGAUGGUCUGGUGGCUCCACGACUUGAAUGAUGAAAGCUCUUGCUUGACCCUCGCAUCUGCGUGCAAGCCCGCGUCGUGGGCUGGGCUGUAUCCGGUCAGAGUCCUCACGCAGCGCACCUUUGUCGAGUCCCUGAUUUUGUGCCGUUGUCGAGACUACGGCCGCAAUCCCAGGCUCGAUUCGUUAUGGUUUGAACUGCUUGUCUUUCUCAUUCAGCCCAGCGUGGAUCUGGCUGAUGAGUUCAUGCCUCUCUGGCUCGCCUUUACCGACCCAGACAACGUCCAUGAUCUUGACGCUCUGUUAUGUGAAUUUCGUGAUACACUGACUAUCACGGACGACGGCCUCCCCGCUCAUCCUGCGCAUUGCCCCGGUAGUGAGUAG